AUGGGUUUUUUUAUGGAAGCAAUAUCGGAAGCCAGUGAAGCCAAAGUCAGAAAAUGGAUAGAUCAACGUUACAAGCUCACUUUCUUGAUGGUUUUCGUUCCAGUUGCUUAUUUAGCAUUCAUGGCAAGUCCGGAAUAUGCUGUGCCGACGAGAAUGAGUGAAUCUGCAACGUUAGUGGCUAUUGCAAACGACGAUUUUAAUGGAUUCAAUAAAUUGACUCAAUUUUCCAAAGAUAUUCAAGCGUUCCAAGGCUCUAGGUAAGGGUUUUGGUUACAUUUGUUUGAGUUUAGGUAACAGUUUUGAAGUGUUAGCUUUUUUUGAAAGCUUAAGUUGUUAGUAUGUUAAAGAAAAAAGUUUGGACACGUUUCCUGAUGUGUGUUUGAAAUAAGAGUGAUUUAAUCUUAUGGCACACAGCAAGUAUAAUAUUGUAAAAAAGCUUUGUUACCUUUAGCUAAAGUAGUUUUUCAAAAUUUAUUUUAAAGAAUAAGAUGACUUUUUGCUAGCAACAUAGUUUUUUCAUGUUUAUAGUUAUUGUUUGAUGUUAAAGCUUUGCAACUAUUCAUCUAGUGUAACAUAAGUAAUUAAGCUAAAAUUUAUUAUUCUUUUUAUUUUAGUUCAUGAUUAUAAUUGUUAUUUAGAAAUUUGACAAGUAAAUACAUUCAAAAAACCUUCAAAGAGAAUGAAAUCGAAGUGUACGAGCAAAAUUUCUACAACAAGAUAACAGUAAGUCUACUAUCACACAAAUGUAUCUCUUUUUAGAAAAAGACGGGUAUAAACACAUUUUCUGUGAUAAGAGCGUACAGAUCAGUACCAGAAGAAGCUAUUUUAGUCGUUGUUCAAAAUUCAAAGAAACAAACGCAUGCCGUAUCAGUUGCUUUGGCUUAUGCCCUUUAUGCCAGAAGUAAGUGGUACAUAAAUUAAUUUUUUGUAAUUGUUUGACAAACUAACUGGUAUUUUUUGUUGUUUUAUGAGUUGAUAUUGAAUGUUGAAAGUUUUUAAGUUUAUUUUGCUUUUUUCAGCCAAACAUUAUUGGGCACGAGACCUAAUCUUCUUGUUUGUGGAUGGUCGUGAACCUUUAACUGGAGUAAAAUCAUUCUUAGCCGCUUAUAAUGGAGAAUCUCUAUCCAUGGUUGAUUUUGCUUCUCUAGAAACUAAUUCAGGAUUUCUUAUUGGAGGUAUUUGCUUAGAUAUCAGUACCAAACUGUUCACUCACAUGUUGGUACAGUACGUUGGAGUUAAUGGAAUACUGCCAAAUUUGGAUACAAUCAACUCGGUUAAUCGCAUGGGUGGCAAAUAUGGCAUUAGAACGAUUUUUAGACCACAAGAAAUUGGAGGAAAGGAUAAACAUAUUAGGAACGUGGAGAAUUUGUUUAGAGGAGUGUUUGCUCAGGUAAACACGGUAUUGCUAUAAGUAAUCAUUUUUUAAAAUUUUUUAAGUUCAAAGCAUCUUAAAGUAAAAAAUGUUGAAUUAAGCAAUAUUAAGGUAAUUUAGUUUUAAAAAUUUUGUGAUUUCUUCAUUUUCAGGCCUUUAACGAACUAGAAGGCCUCCACUCAAUCCUGAAUCAAUAUGGAAUUCAUUCAGUCACUUUGAAGCCAUACAACUCUGGAAAUCGUUACCGACAAAUUGAUAUAAAGCACACUAUGCCACAAAUCACAGAAGGCAUCGUACGAAGUUUAAAUAAUAUUUUGGAACGAUUCCAUCAAAGUUACUUCUUCUACUUACUAUUGUCAAGUCAGCAUUUCUUGUCAAUCGCCUUCUUUUCACCAGCCAUUGGCAUGUUUUUGUUCGUUUUGGUACUGCAUCAGUUUAGUGGAUGGUAAGGCUGUUAUUUUACUUUGAAAAUUUGUUUUUAGACUUAUUUUUUGUUACAUUAUUGAUAUUAGUAGCUGAUAUUAACAGCAUUCUUUCAGGCUAGACACCAAAAAGUUUGUCAUCCCAGGAGAGUGGAUUUGUAUAUACAUGUUCAGUGGCCUAUCUUACUUUGCACAUUGCCUGUUGGUAUCAGACAGUGAAGUCGUGAACAAUUUUAUCAAGUUUUGUCAUUCAUAUGGAGUAGAUGAAGACUUUCAUUAUGCGACAAUCUUUAUAGCAACCAAUUUGAUGUUACCUGUGAUUGUCACUAGAAAAAUGUAUGUAUUGCGAAAAAUAUUAGGGUAAUUUUUAUAUUUUAAGUAGGCUAUUAUGUCUUUGAUGUUGAUAAUGGGAAUUUUUGGUCGAAAAACUGGACUAUUUGAUCUUUUUCAGAUAUUUAAACGCAUGAAAAUCUAAUAUUUAAUAAAAAACUUGAUGAUAAGCUUAAAAUUGAGUCUGACUUGCCAAAAUUUAUCUAAAACAUAAAAAAUUUUGCUAAAAAGCGCAAAAAAGUAAUAACGUUUCACGUUCGAAAAGCUUUUCCAGAAAGAAAAAACAUUUUGAGAAAAAUAAGAGAGGAAGAUGGUGUGCCCGGUUAGCUCAGUCGGUAGAGCACCAGACUCUUAAUCUGGCUGUCGCGGGUUCGAGCCCCGCAUCGGGCUAAGGCUCUUUUUGCUUUAUUUUUGUAAAAACAAAUGUGGGAAAAGGUAAAAUAGGGGUGGAUAAUAUUGUAGAAAUGAUUUUUGUAGUGUAAAUGGGUAAUGUCUUUGUUUAUUUUUUGAUUUAUUUAUGUUUUACAUGUACGUUUUUCAAAAAAAAGUUGGAUUUUCGGCGAAAAACAUUGAAAUAGUGCCGUUUUUAAAGUCUUUGUGCUAUUGUUUUGGGGUAUAUUGUAUCAUAUUUACAGAAAAACACAUUCCGAACAUGCUACAACUCGAUUUCUGCAUUUGACGAUAGCAUUGAAUGUGAUCUUAUGUACAGGACUGCUCAACUUCUCACUUACAUUGUACUGGUGCAUUUAUAUUUGUAUUGCUCUACUCGGCAGUAAAUUAUUGUAAGUUUUUGUUGCUGUGUAUGGUCAAAGGGUUAAACUAACUAAAGGAUUUUAGGUUUCAAAUUAUUAACUUAAAAAUUGAUGUUUUUGAAAUUUAUUUUGUAUUUUAGAAAGUGGAAUAACAUUAUUACCAGGACGAUUUUUUCAAUUGUCUUUUCACCGAUCGUAUUUUAUGCAGCCACAAUUAUGGUGGCCAAGGAGUAUGACUAUUGGCCAAAUGAAGUGGCUGUGAAACAACUGGAUCAAGGUAGGUUAUAGCCUAUUUUAAAGCUAAAAACGUAAACUUUUAAUUUUAUACAGUGGAAAUGCUGUAUUUUUCUCAAAAUCUACUAUGAUAAGCUAUAUUUUGUAAUUUUUAAAGUUUUUUUGCAUUUUUUCAAAAUUUUUAAAUUAAAAAAAAUUAUCUUAAGGUCUGGACCUGAAAAAUGUAUUGAUAGCCGUGUACAAAGAGGGCGAACGCCAUCUUAUAAACCAUGUCCAAUUCAACUCUAUGAACUUUUUGGUGUUUGCUCUGUUCAUUCAGCCAACCCACCUCGUUCUAACCUCGCUGCUGGGCAAAGAACCCGCUGUAGCUGAUGAGCAACAUAAAAAAACGGAAUAA
Messenger RNA from Bursaphelenchus okinawaensis, 3507 nucleotides. NCBI's taxonomy places the organism in Eukaryota, Metazoa, Nematoda, Chromadorea, Rhabditida, Aphelenchoididae. The record is from the annotation of a GenBank genome assembly.